CAAAAAAUUUAAGAGCUAGAAUUUUUUAGGAUGCCCCUCCAUAUCUUCAAAUUGUGUAAUUGCUAGUUAAAAAUGAAAUGAAAUCGAAUGCUUGGAAACUCAGAAACUCUGCGACCAGGGUAUAAAGCCAGUGAUUUCAAAAUUUCUGGGGUCAAAGCAGAGCAUGACAUUCUAUUAUGUCGAAAAACUUUAGCCGGAUCAUGAAAAAAAUACCCAGUUUCUCAUAUUCAACGCAGUUUUUGGUUUUUGCAAACGCACUAAUUGCAGAGACAUCCAAAAUUACAGGAGAAGGCUUUCUGAGUUACAGCAACAGAUCACAUAGAGACACUUGGAGUAGCGGGGUGACUUCUGCAAAGGAGCUGGAGAUGCAGCUGCUCGACUACGGGGGUUUGUCAUUACGAGGUCUGUAUUUGCAUCUUUGGGACCAACAUUCUAUUUUCCAUUGUUCACUUGUCUGGAGAAGGCAACUUUCUUCAUUAUCAAACGAAGCUUUUCAAGCAGCUGGUAGAUAUAAGCUUCUUGACUGUGGACAGCAAUCUGAAAUUUGUAUUCUUAGAGGAAGCAUACAAAUGUGCAUAGCUCAGGUGUGUGACAUCAUAAGUAAAUUCAAAUGGGGUUCUGAUAUGGAACAGGCACUUGAAAAUGUCGGCUGUUGUAUUCAUCCAGUAUCUAUUACAGAGGUAUUGAAGAGACAGAAGGAUAUAGAAACAGCACUGAAUUACUUCAGAUGGGCACGAAGUCAAACAAAUUUCAAACUUAGUUCAAAGGUGUAUGAUCCUCUCCUCUUAAUGCUGGCAAAUAACAUGCAAACCAACAAACUGCAAAGUCUACUCAAGGAUAUGAGUACGGAUGGAAUUGAACCAUCAAUUACUUCCUUUGUAGAAGUUGUAAAGAUCUAUACCAGUGUUAGAAUGCUGAGACAAGCUGUUGAUAUAGUACAUACCAUGAGAGAGAUGAAAUUUCAGAACGCAUUUUCUUCUUAUGAAAUUGUCAUUAGUGCUCUUGCUGAGGCUUGUGAAACAAGCAUGGUUCUUUCCAUGUUGAGAGAAAUAAAGGAGAUGGGAUACACGGUGAGCUCUCAUCUCUUUUCAACUUUAGUUCGUGCAUUUGCCAUGGAAGGAAAUUAUGAUGCCGCACUAUCCUUUUUAGAAGAAAUGAAAAGUAAUUCUUAUAAUGAGGAUGUUGUAUUAUACAAUGCCUGCAUAGAUUGUUUUGUGAAGGUGGGCAAAUUGGAUAUUGCUUGGCGAUUUUUUCAUAAAAUGAAGGAACAAAGCAUUGCACCAGACGAUGCAACAUAUACAAUCAUGAUUAGUGCUCUUUGCAAGGCAAAUAAAUUAAAUGAAGCUGUAGAGUUGUUUGAGAACAUGGAACUCAUGAGGAAGACUCCAUGUGUUUUUGCAUACAACACAUUGAUAAUGGGAUAUGGAGCUUCUGGUAAGUUCCUUGAAGCCUAUGCUUUACUAGAAAGAAUGAGAGAUAAAGGGUGCAUACCAAAUGUGAUAUCCUAUAAUUCUCUUCUUACAUGCCUGAGAAAGAGAGACAAAGUGGAUGAGGCCUGUAUGCUUUUCAAUGAAAUGAAAAAGGAUGCAGAACCUAAUUUAUCUACUUACAAUAUUCUUAUUGACAUCCUAUGUAAGAAAGGCAAAUUAGAUGAAGUUUAUAAAAUGCAGGACGAAAUGGCACGGGCAAAUCUGUUCCCCAAUUCAAUCACAUCGAAUAUAAUUAUUAAUAGACUUUGCAAGUCUUUGAAACUGUUUGAAGCCUGCAACGUUUUUGAGGGCAUGAGAGCCAAAGGUUGUACUCCAGAUGAAGUAACAUAUUGUUCUUUGAUUGAUGCAUUUGGCAGGCAAGGGAAGGUUGAUGAGUCUUACAGAUUAUUUGAAAGAAUGCUAAAAGAGGGUCUUACCCCCAAUGCUAUGGUGUACACAUCCCUGAUAAAAAACUUCAUUAGGUGGGGUAGAACAUACAGUGGGCAUGAAAUUUACAAGGACAUGGUCCAGAGAGGUUGCAAACCAGAUAUUAUUUUGUAUAAUGUAUACAUGGACUGCAGCCUUAGAGCAGGGGAAAUUGACAAGGUCCAUGACAUAUUUAUGGAAAUAAAAGAACAUGGAUGUGUCCCAGAUGUUCGAUCCUACUCUAUUUACAUGCGGAGUCUCUCAAAGUCUGGUAAUAUAUCUGCCGCAUCUGACCUUUUUUAUACUAUGAGGAAUCGAGGUUAUGAGCCCAAUGCUUUGUCAUUUAAUAUUGCAAUUGACUGUUUAUGCAAGUCAGGAAAACCAUGUGAGGGAUAUCAAGUCUUUGAGGAGAUGAGAGCCAAAUGUCAUUUUCCUUGUAUGGUUACUUAUAUGGUGCUCAUAAAUGGACUUCUUAAGGAAGAUAAACUGGAUAAAGCAUUUAAUGUUUUCAAACAAGCAAAAACCCACGGUGUGCUCUUGAAUAUGGUGGUCUAUGGUAACCUUAUAAAUGGCCUUGGAAAGGCUGGCAGAAUAAAUGAGCUAUUUUUUGUUAUGGAAGAAGCUCUGCAGAAAGUUUUUAUCCCGGAUCCACAUACUUGGAGUUGCCUGCUUGAUGCUCUUGUUAAGUCACAGGAGAUAACAAUACAUUAGUAUGUUUUUCUAAUCAUGUAAGAUUCAAAAUGCACAGCAAAUGCAGUAGCAGACGGUAUUCUCCUUGGUGGCCUCUGGAGGCAAAAAAAGCUUACAAAAAGUUGUGCUGUGGAAAAAAAGAUCAAGUUAGGUCUCGUUGCUAUAUUGAUGCAUAUACAUACAAUGGUUUUUCAAAGAGGGCAGCAAAGGUAAAUGGAACAUUUGAUUUCUUUGAAGAAUCUGAAGGAAAAGGAGGUGAGCAUGAUUCAGCUUGGUAUAAUGCCAUGAAAAUAGAGAAUGGAAGCUUAUGAAAUAUUUGAAGAGGCAAACAUUAAGAGGAUAAAUGAAAGGACUCGUCUAAUAUUCCUUUAUGCACUUCACAGGGCCGAAAAGAUUGAGCAUGCUGCUAGAGUUGGUUCUAUGAUAAGGGGAAGCCAGAAAAUUGCAGCACAUUGUAAAAUGUUUAUAAAUUUAAUACCAUGAAUUGUAUAACUAGUUAUUUGAUUUUGACAGUGAAGAGUUCAUUGUUGUUUGUCUGGGGAAUCCAACUAAUUAGUUCACAAGUAUACAAUUAAUUCUAUAAAAAAUAGAUACACAACAAGAGUAAAUGUGAAAAAUAACAUAAGUAAAUGCUGAACAUGAAAAUUGUGUUCCCACAGCUCU
Messenger RNA from Cryptomeria japonica (Japanese cedar), 3248 nucleotides. Its product is annotated as pentatricopeptide repeat-containing protein At3g06920. The record is from RefSeq and is a predicted model, not a curated record. The transcript has 3 exons. NCBI's taxonomy places the organism in Eukaryota, Viridiplantae, Streptophyta, Pinopsida, Cupressales, Cupressaceae. The coding region runs from base 177 to 2606 and encodes 809 amino acids. Gene Ontology annotation, molecular function: protein binding.